Molecule: messenger RNA, 652 nt
Organism: Oryzias latipes (Japanese medaka)
Lineage: Eukaryota; Metazoa; Chordata; Actinopteri; Beloniformes; Adrianichthyidae
Gene: thrsp
Product: thyroid hormone responsive
Biological process (GO): regulation of lipid biosynthetic process
Cellular component (GO): cytosol
Source: RefSeq, a predicted model, not a curated record
AACCCCAGCAUCUGCUCUGGCAGCUCCGCGCCGCACUGCUCCAUUCCAUCCGUCACCUGAAACCAUGCAGAACACGGACGCCAAGCUCAAGAAGAACAGCCUGUCCUUGAUGCUGAAACGCUACAGCUCGGCGGUCAGCGACAUGGAGAGCACAAUCCUCCUGCCGAGCCUGCUGCGGGACGUGCCGUCUGACUGGAUGGACAACUGCGAAGCAGCCCAAGCCAACGAUCUGUACGGGAACUUCAUGAUGCUGAGGACCAUUCGGAACACGGCGGAGAGCAGUCUGGUCCUCCUGGAGGAGCAGGACGUGAGGAGAAAGGAGCCCAGCUGGAGCCCGGAGCCCGAUCAGGACACCGAUUCAGAGGCGCUCUUCGAGUUCCACCUGAGAGGAUUGUGUUCCGUCAUGAACGACCUGACGAAGAAGACUCAGAGUCUGACGGCGAAAUACCUGAGCAUGAUUGGUGUUGCUCAGUAACGGCCCACUUUGAUAAGCCGACAUCAACUGAAACGACGACAUGUAAACAUUUCAACCGCUUUCAUUCCAUGCCCUCACUCUUAACCUUUGGAAUUAUGGAACUAGUGUUUGGUCCUAAAUAUUCAUUUCCUAAUCCAUUCAACCUUUUCAAAAUAAAAGUCUUUGCCAUGUAGAACA